AUGGUAACGAAGUUACCGACUUUUUGGAAUCGUAUCGAAGCUUCAGUGAUAAGAAUCGUUGUCGAGCAAUUUAGCAGUUGCCUAGCUUUGGCUUCAAUUCGCGGCCGAUCAGUUGCAACAAAUGUUUUGGCUUUGUUUGCAAUGCUAGAUUCUGAAGCAGAUUGGUUCAAGUCUUGGCUUCAUUCGUUUCCAUAUCGAAAUAUGAUCAAAUCGAAACUCAGCAUUUUAUCGAAAAAAAUUUUCAAAUACUUAAGGAACGCUGAAAAAGACAAAAUUUCCAAGCAGCCAUUACAUCAUUCCUUUCUGGGCUACUCUGGGAGACAAAUUCAUCAGCUGCUGCUUCGGUCUUGUUGCUUGAUAACACUGAACUGGCUGAAAUAUAACGAUCUGUCUGACCUGUACUCUGGUCAACAGUGGAUCCAGAUUCUUGAACUGGCCGUAAAUUCUUGGAACCAGAAAAAAGGUCGAUCUGACAUUUCUCACGUUCUAUAUCACUUAGCGAGUUGCCGUAAUUCAGCGCAGUUUCUGUUGAAUUCGGCAGGUAUCAGUGUUUUGAAGAAGCUCACUCCGUCUACUUUCGUAGCGAUUUUGAGCACAGCUUCUCUAAAUGCUGAUCUCGCGAGGGUCGACAAAUUGUUGGUCAGGAAGGAGAUUCUGUAUGGAUUCACGCCAGAUCCUUCGAAACGGCUCCAAUUUAGGUCGUUUUUCGAUUUGGAGGAUUGCGUUUGGAAUCAGCUGCUACGCCUUUUUUCUCAUCCAAACAAAUAUUCGCUGGAAGAACUGCAGUCCCAGUGCGAUAUGCUUCAAAAUUUAAAGAGGAAGAACUCGGUAGAAGCGUUUCUGAAAUGUGCGCAGCAUGGAUUGUUUGUGGUCUCGAAGCAAUAUCUGGAAGUGGAACUCACUGAGCGACAGCUUGUGGCUUCACAUUUGAUGGAGCAGCUGAACUGCGAAAGCGUAACUGCCUGCGUGAACUGUCGUGAUUCUCGAAACCAGUACAAGAAUUAUGUGUUUGAAAUGCUUGUAACAGUGCUUUGGCAACCGUAUUCAGGCGUGCAGACGCUACGGUACUUCGACUGUGCUACUUAUUUUCGUAAUUUGUUUCAAAGAAUUCGAACUACGGGGAAUUUUGAGGCAGUGAGGAAAAUUCGAAUACUUGCCCUGAAUCUGGAUGUGGUUAUCGAACUGCGGUGUAGGUCGAAGCUCAUGUGGAGAAUUGUGCAGGUACUUUUUUGGUAA
Messenger RNA from Gongylonema pulchrum, 1236 nucleotides. NCBI's taxonomy places the organism in Eukaryota, Metazoa, Nematoda, Chromadorea, Rhabditida, Gongylonematidae. The record is from the annotation of a GenBank genome assembly.